UUGCAAAAAAUAAUUAGACACUAAACGUGAAAAAUUUAAGCAAAUAAAAAGUAAAGUGCUACAAAAUGAUGUUUACGAAAAAAUUUCACGAGCUGAUAUGGGAUUACUUGGUAUUUGUGAUUUUCAUCAUUUUUAGUACAAUAGCGCCGCUAUGGAGUAACCUUCGAUCCAGCAAGACGAAAAAGCGAGUCAAGAGUAAGGCGAAUUAUGUCUUUGCCGGCAGCGUUGGAAUGUUUGCCAUGAUGCUCUCGAUUGGCAGAGGAACGCUUGGAGUGCGAACUUUUAUUGGAUUUCCCAGUGAAUUGUAUUAUCGCGGAGCCGAGAUGUGGGAGACGCUUUAUGGAUACAUUUCCGCAUAUCCAGUCGUGUGUUUUCUCUUCAUUCCCGUGUACUUCGAUCUGGGAAUUACUUCCGUGUAUCAGUAUUUGGACAUGAGAUUUAAAAGUCGUCUGGUACGUUGUCUGGCAUCCGGAUCAUUUAUCAUUCGUCAAGUCAUGAAUCAGGGAAUUACGAUUUACACGCCGACCGUUGCCUUGAAUACCGUUAUCGGGAUUCCGUAUUGGGCUUCAUUGGUUGGAAUGACUGUAAUUAGUAUCAUUUUUAACAUUUUGGGAGGAUUGAAACAUGCCAUCAAAGCAGAUGUAAUUCAAGUUUUUACAACGAUCGCAGUGACAAUCGUCAUCAUCAUUCAUGGUUUUUACAAAGGAGGUGGCAUAGCAAAAACAUAUACAACGAACAGAGAUCAAGGUCGCUUGGAUUUUUUCAACUUCACCGGCGACAUGACAGUUCGCGUUGAUACACUUUCCGCAUGGAUGGGUCAGUUUUUCAUCUCCAUGAGUCAGUUCGGCUGCCAGCAAAACUUCAUUCAACGUUACUUAAGUAUGCCAUCUCUCAAAAAGAUCAACAAGAUGAUGAUGUCAAACAUCCCGAUGAUUUUCGUGCUGUUUUCCCUCUCAUGGGUUGCUGGAAUUGGAAUUUUCGCCACGUACUGGAAUUGUGACCCUUUGAAAGCUGGAAUAACUCAAAAGAAGGAUGAGCUCUUGCCUUAUUUCGUUGACAAUGAGUUCAAUUAUCUUCCCGGGUUCACAGGACUUUUCAUGGCUUGUUUGUUCAACGGAGCUCUGGCCUUGCAAGUUAGCAAUUUGAACUCUUUGGCGACAGUUACUUGGGAAGAUUUCUUGUCGCAGUUGCCAGCGUUCAAAAAUAUGAAGGAUAAGCAACAAGUGAACAUUAUCAAGUUUGUGGGGACCGUUUAUGCGGUUUUGAUCAUGGGAGUUGGCUUCACCGUGGGACUUUUAUCGGGGGUUAUUGAAGCAAGUAUGCUCAUGACUUCAAGUACUUCAGGAUCGUUGUUGGGAGCUUUUGUAUUGGCCAUUAUGUGUCCAAUUGCCAAUUGGAAAGGAACUUCCGUGGGAAUGAUUGUCGCUCAAAUGACCACCACAUGGCUCGUUUGGGGAAAUUUGACCCUCGGAAAGACCAAAAAGAGUCUUUUGCCCACCUCGAUUGAUGGUUGUUCCAACGAAACUUUGUCCAAUUUGAACAAGAACAUGUACAGCUCAUGGUUGAUGUCCAACAAACCCUUGGAGAUCAAUUCUUACAACACUUUUGGAGUUCCUACCACUCCCGCUCCCGAACCAGAAAGCUCUCUUGCGGGUCUCUUUUCCGUUACUUACAUGUACUACAGUGUCUUUGGAACAUUAAUCACCGUCAUUAUCGGAGUUAUUGUAAGCGCCUUGACACAAUCCGACGAAGACAAUUACGAAUCGAAAUUAGUUCAUCCUUUGGCUCGCAAGGCUUGCGCUUUCCUUCCUUUCAAAAAACGCGUUUAUCUCGAUCAAGUCGAAGGAGCAUCGCCAGCUGGUGAAAAUACCGAUGAAAAGCCCGGAACACAAAUGCACGAAAACCUGGGUUACGUCAAAGAUACCGCCGAAGAAUCUACUUCGACGAAAAAACAUCCACAAUCGAGCAUUUUCACGAUAUUCCGUCGAGAAGAUAAAAAUGAGACAGCUGAAAAUGUCGAUAACACGCAACAAGUUGAAACCACGUCCGAAAAGAAAAGUGAAACUCAAGUGUCAUAAUUAACUUCGAACAAAAAGAAAAUUACAAGUUGUUGUAUUUUGAUCAUUAUUGUUAUAAAAAAAAAAUAAAUUUGUAGUUAGAUAGAAUAUUUUAAUAUGUAAUGACUAAGACUGUGAUUAAAAAAUAGGAUUUUUUUUAGAGUUAGGACGAUUCCAGAUGAAUUGAAAUUAAUUUGUUUCCGCU
Culicoides brevitarsis is the source of this 2262-nucleotide messenger RNA. Its product is annotated as sodium-coupled monocarboxylate transporter 1. The coding region runs from base 66 to 2078 and encodes 670 amino acids. Gene Ontology annotation, biological process: transmembrane transport; sodium ion transport. Gene Ontology annotation, cellular component: membrane. Lineage: Eukaryota; Metazoa; Arthropoda; Insecta; Diptera; Ceratopogonidae. Gene Ontology annotation, molecular function: symporter activity. The record is from RefSeq and is a predicted model, not a curated record. The transcript is spliced from 5 exons.